Molecule: messenger RNA, 2271 nt
Organism: Phytophthora megakarya
Lineage: Eukaryota; Oomycota; Peronosporomycetes; Peronosporales; Peronosporaceae
Source: the annotation of a GenBank genome assembly
AUGGCCGACGCAACUCGGAUCGAGGAAGAAUUACCCGAUCCAGGACGAGGAUGUCCACCUACGCCAACGACUAGCCCCGAUCCAGAUCGGUACCGGAGCGGCGAUGCUGAGGGCAGCGGGAUACAUGAGAGCAUGCCGGACCAGGCCACCGAUCGGACGGGCACCAAUGAUUUCGAGCCGAAAACGGAAAAUCAAACCCAGAUCCGACUCGAUCAAGGCCAGAUCAAACUCGAUCCCGAUGCAAAACUCCCGAUCUGUCCUACUGAGGGCGUCGAACAACGAGAUCCGCCGGCAGAAGGACCCGCAGCGACCACCUCACAGGAUGCCGAGGAGAAGGAGGUGGAGAUAUACUACCAUGACAGCGGCGAUCUCUCAGCGGAAGAUCUGGAAGGAAACCUGGCCGUCCUCCCCAAAAUCCCGAUCUCGACGACCGCGAAGGUCAGCAUCGAAGAUCUGCAAGUGGGAGACUCUAGAUCUGCCACCCCCGAGGAGAUCGAGAGGCUUCGGCAGAUAAUCUGGAACAAACAACAUCUUCUUUCUGAAAGGGAACGCCUUACCCCCGGCGGCCAAGGGCGUCGCCUGAUCAAGGGCCUCCUAACAGCUGAGAUCAUCCGACCCUCGACAUCGCCAUGGGCCUCACCGAUCGUGAUUGUUCACAUGGCCAGCGGUUUCUGGGUCGUGCCCAUGACGGAUCGGGCUCGCGAGAUCUCACCAUUCAUCACUCCGUUUGGACUAUUCGAAUGGAGUCGCAUGCCUUUUGGUCUUAAGAAUGCCCCGCAGAUUUAUCAGCGCCUUGUAGACAACGCGUUGUAUGGAUUCUUGAAGAUCUCACGAUCCGGCGACGCUGGGGCUACAACGGACGGGUUCCAGACCGGGAUCGCGGACGAUCCUGGUCGCGAGUCGGUGUUGGGUCGGAAAUCAUACACCGACGACAUCAUGAUCGCAGCGAAAUCAUGGGAUCAACUGUGCCGAAGAGUGGAGAAUCUGUUGGAGGCGAAUCCGAAGGAUCUGAAAUCUCUGACCGAUCUGCCAUUCCCCGGAUCGCUUCGAUCCAUGCAGUCGUUCCUGGGGAGUCUGAACUAUUACAGCCGAUUUAUUGAGGACUACGCUAUAUACGCCUUAGUUCUAUAUGAGCUACGCGAGGUGGAAUUUGCAGAACUGGAGAAACGAUCGGAUCUGAGGGAGAUCUUGGACCGGAAUGACCCGAUCCCUCGAGAUCAUGACCCACCGGAACGGAAGUUGACGGGACCAUUGGACGAGAGGUGGAUCAGGGCACAUAGGGCCUUCAUUGUCCUGAAAACCAAGAUCGCGACGACCCCAGUCCUCCGCCACUUCGACGAGACGAGAACGCCGGUAGUUAUCAUAUACGCUAGUGAUUGGGCGAUAUCCGCUUCGUUGACGCAAGAACACGACGGGAUCUAUCAUCCGGUGGCGUUCGCCAGUCGCACCUUGAAGACGAACGAGUUGAAUUACAAUGUGACUGAGAAGGAGGUGUUAGCACUGCUGAGGAUCUUGGAUCUCUAUUACAAUCUGCUAGUAGGACGCGAGAUCCGGGUCCUGACGAGGCAUUCCACGUUGGCCUUGCUGUUCAAGUCGACGGGGCUACAGGGUCGCCUGGGCAAUGGCACCGAUACCCACGGUAGAUCGAGACGAGAAAUUAUGGGUGAUCAACUUGACGGAUCCGCCCGAGUUAAGUGCGGUGGGGGAGCGUUCAGUGCGAUCGUGUGGAGUCUGCCCGGAUGGGAGGUGGUCAAGGCCAGAUCAGGCUAUCUCGAGAGCCUCACCGUGAACGAAGCCGAAUAUAACGGCCUGAUCCUGGAGCUCGACAUGCUGGAGAGCUUAGAUCGCAGACGUCUGGUGGUCUGCGGGGAUUCUAACCUGGUGAUCGGACAAGUACAAGGUGAGAUCGACUGCAAAGCACCCGGACUGACGCUAUUGAAACGGAAAGCCCUCGAUCGCUUGAGGAAAUGGAGUGAUCAUGAGCUGGUUCACGUCAAGAGAUACUGGAACGGAAGUGCCGACAGUCUAGCAAGCACCGCUUUGCAACGACAAAGGGGGAUCGAGGUCCAGGAGGGCCCCGGGUACCAGGAUCUGGUUACCCUGAACCGGUUAGGCGAAAUCCUGAUCCCCAAAACCGAGAAUCCGGUGAUCACGCAGGCCCAAGAGGAAGAAGUCUGGAUCGCCGGCAUGAAGAAGUAUCUGAGUGGCUCAAUCGCAGAUCUCACACAAGCGGAAGCAAGAUCGUAUGGCAAGAUCUCGGCCGACUAUGAG